Bombus impatiens (common eastern bumble bee) is the source of this 999-nucleotide messenger RNA. RefSeq names its product potassium voltage-gated channel protein Shab-like. The record is from RefSeq and is a predicted model, not a curated record. Bases 8 to 556 code for a protein of 182 amino acids. NCBI's taxonomy places the organism in Eukaryota, Metazoa, Arthropoda, Insecta, Hymenoptera, Apidae. Gene Ontology annotation, biological process: protein homooligomerization; potassium ion transmembrane transport. Gene Ontology annotation, cellular component: voltage-gated potassium channel complex. Gene Ontology annotation, molecular function: delayed rectifier potassium channel activity; protein binding. The transcript is spliced from 2 exons.
GAGGUCGAUGACGUCCCUACCGCCUGAGCCGUUUAUGAUCAUGAGGUCGAAGGCCCUUAACCGACGGGUCUCGAUCAACGUCGGUGGGGUUAAACACGAGGUGCUAUGGCGUACCCUCGAGAGGCUGCCUCACACGCGUCUAGGCCGGCUGAAGGAUUGCAACACCCACGAGGCGAUUACCGAACUUUGCGAUGAUUAUUCUCUUAUCGACAACGAGUAUUUCUUCGAUCGCCAUCCCAAGUCCUUUAGUUCCAUCUUAAAUUUCUACCGUACCGGCAAGCUGCAUCUCGUCGACGAGAUGUGCGUAUUGGCGUUCAGUGACGAUCUCGAGUAUUGGGGCGUCGACGAGCUCUAUCUCGAGAGUUGUUGCCAGCACAAGUACCACCAGAGGAAGGAGCACGUGCACGAGGAGAUGAGGAAAGAGGCAGAGUCGCUAAGGCAAAGGGAAGAGGAAGAAUUCGGUGAAGGACAGUGCGCGCAGUAUCAGAAGUGGCUGUGGGAUCUAUUGGAGAAACCGACCACGUCCAUCGCUGCAAGGUUUGUGCUGGAGCCAUAAUUUGAAGAAAGGUAUUAUUAAGUUGAUAGUAGAGCAUCGAUUCGAUGUAGCUCUCAUAUAGACGAAAGAGUAGUGAGAACGUUUGCGACGUAUGUGAUUUUGUACCCGAUAUCGCUGUAGAGAAUUACAACUAAAAUAGUAAAUCAACAGAUCGGAUUUGGAUUCUGGCUCUAGCUAUAAUGAUAUAAUGACUGACGAUGGUUGUUCCGUUUGACUUCUUGCAGAAACAGAGCCCCGAUUUUGAGUCACCGAUUUUUUGCAAUUCUUAGAUAUGUAGUUAGCUUAUUCCACGUCGUAUAGAGACAGAUACUCAAAAGUUUUUGACUUAUUUAUUUUUAAAGUUCUCGUAGUUGUCGUAGCAUUAUGAAAACGGUCAUAGUUCGUUCUAUGAUAGGCAAAAUAUAACUAAAUAUAAUUUUUUGUGGUUGGUGCUAAUAGUAAAU